Pocillopora meandrina is the source of this 22924-nucleotide messenger RNA. Lineage: Eukaryota; Metazoa; Cnidaria; Anthozoa; Scleractinia; Pocilloporidae. The record is from the annotation of a GenBank genome assembly.
AUGACGCGCUCGCGGGCUCAUGAUCGCUUCCUGCAUUUCUACGAAUUCUGUAUGGAAAAGCUGCAGGGAAAUCACUCUGAUGAUAUUCGGACGUGGAGGAUGGCAAGACAAGCAACGCGUCCCGAACACAGCUCAACAGAUCCAUCUGAAAGGUCACUGCUUGCAGAAACAACUCCCAAAAUUGAGUAUGCAGUAUCACAGACUGCGAAGAUCAACCGAGAGAAACCACGCGAGUCGAGGUCUUCUGCAUGGCUAUCCAUAGUGAAAUGUCUCUUCGGCGCCUUCCUGUUUGUUUCCGUUUUGAUUUGCCUGGUCGCCAGUAAACUUUCUCUAUUAUCGAUUGCACAUUACCACGGAAACGCUUCAUCUGGCAUCGAAAGAGAAACUUUGUUCAUCAUGAUUGUUGUGCUUCUAAUCAUACCGGAAGCUUACACGCUUUUGAAGGCUUCCUGGAUAAGCCUGUUCUCCAAAACUCACAAGUGGCCAUGCAGGAAAGCUGUUUUUAUGGUAAGCUCAUUACGAAAAAUUCAGAAGCUAAAUGUGUAAGGUUUAGUCCAAAAUCGCGUGAGAAUUACAAGUUUAACAGAAUCAAAUCGAAGUUGUUCUUCGGGAAGCAUAGCGGAAAUUUAAGUCCGGUUGAGAUCACAUGACUUUUUCGAUUGGCGAUGAUCGCGAAUCAUACAUUUUUGCGCCUCCGUCGCAAAAAGUUGACGCAUGUGAACAUAAUUUUCUUGGACUCAAAUACUAGCGUAGUCAAAGUAAUGUUCAUCGAAAUUGAAAUUACGGCGUUCCUCGUAGCUUUGUUCGGCUGUUGUUACCCCUCUUGCCAAAAUAAUUGGUCUACUUGCACUCUUGGUGCCUAUGAUAGAUUAAAAAUAAAGUGCCGAACAAUUCAAUUACAUUCUUGUACUUUGUACACUCUGGUCACUAUUUAGAUUUCCUUAAGGUUCAAUUUUAUUAUAAUUUUGGAGAGCAAAUACUCUCGCUGUUUGUUCAAAUAUUAAGUGGGAACUGUCAAAUCCACGAGCACUAAUCAACUGGCCAAUGUAUGUUUGUUUUGGAUUUAAUUUCAGAAAAUUGAUGAUUCUCAAAGAAAAUCUUGCAACUAAAGAUAGGGUUUCACAUCUGUGUAGCAAGAAGGUCCAUAAUUUUGGCAUUUUUGAGGUCAACAAGGCUAUAUUUAUUUCAUCAGUCCUACUAAAUACACAUUCUUACACUCAAAUUUUAAUAAAAUGAUUACCCUACACUACAUUUAUCAUCUUUGAUAGGGACUAUAAAAAUGUGUAACUCGAUCAGUGUCAUGAUAUCCAUCUUCCUACAGCUGUUAAGCUCUCAGAUAAUCUAAGAGGCAGAAGGUCAUCAUGUGAUGGGGUGUGAUCUUUGCUUGUGACUGUGUUCCUAAUUUGCUUAUAUUUCCUGAAAAGGCAUGUGAAUACAACAAAAGCCAAUGGCCAGAAUGUGGCUAUUAAAAAAACUGGUUAAACCUGACAUUAUUAGCUUAAAGCUGAACCUUUUAAAGUUUUUCUGUUUUUGAUUUAAGCUGUUAAGCUAUCUAAGUCUACCUUACAUUAAAGAUCUUUUAUCUCUUAAAACAUGCUUCUAAUUAUGCUCUUCACUUGUCUACACAAUCUCUUCUGUUUAUUCUACUGGUCAACUGUACUACACUUCAGGAUCAUGCUCAUACUCAUGCUUCUCUUGGGUUAUGGAACUCACUGCCAUUACCGAUCAAACCCUGCAGCAGCCUAGCAACCUUUAAGGAACUACACAAAUCAUUUCUAUUUUAAGGAAAGUGUUCAGUACUAGUUUAUAAUCCUUAAUGUAAUGUAAAGUGCUUUUGAAUAUGUACAUAGUUUUAAGUACUAAGCAAAUGUUUUAUUUUUAAUAUAGUCAUUAUCAUCAAUAUUAUUCUCAAAGUUGCCUUCUGGAAAACAAAAAUCAUAACAUGGUCACUAGAAUUAAAAUUUUAAUUGUCAAAAUAAGAAACAAACUCUUUAUGCAAUACUAUAUACUUGACAGCCACCUUAACUACAACUUUAAAUGCUAUCUACUAAGUUCCAAUAAUAGUGCAGCUUUUUACAGUAGUGAAAUAGUGCAGCUUCUUAAAUUUACAGCUCUUGCUGUAUAUUUAGUAGCCAAUUAAUUGUUUUUUUUUACUGGCCACUUUGGAAGAAGAAUUUUUAAAAUUAGUGUGUAAAAUGCUUUUACUGUAGAUCUUAGAUUAAUAAUCCCUCCCUCCACCCCAUCCCCUAUACCCCUGAGAUUGCUCUUAAUUUGUUUAUCCAUUUUAUGGCAGGGUUUGUUUUCUUCUUCACUGGAAGUUUUUGGCCUUUGCUUUUUUGCCAUUGUUGUGCUGCUUGAUCUAAAGAUCCACCCUGGUCUGCGUAUAGUUAUGAUGAAUGGAGUGUUUGUUGUUCCGGUGCUGUGGCAAGUCUUCAGAAGCCGAGGGUGCCAAGCUCAAGGCUCUUGGAGACAAUGUUUUAUAUUCAUCCUUGCACUGACCCUAGAGUUUGCAGGAAUUGGAAUGCUUACAUACAAGGCAAGUAGGACAGUUAACAAAGGGGAAAUUGCAAUUUGCCGUUUUGUGGUUUUGGACAAUUUUUUUUUUGGUACUUUGGUUGUUUUAAUCUCACAUUGUAGUAUUGCAGUGUUCUCUGAAUCUGUGGAAUGCAGUUUUUUUUAACAUUUUGGACAAUAUUGAAAAUUAUCCUUCAAGUUGUCUACAAUGAGUCUUAGUCUUUUCCAGUUUGAGAUUGUUUUGGAAAUCAAACCUGAAACAGGACCUAAAACAACUUUAAGCUUCUCUAAUCUUUCUUAAGCAACAUAAUUUACCUGACUUAACUUUUAUUCUAUUACUUGCUAUUUCCAUAUUAUUUCCUCUAAAUGAAACAUACAGAGUAAUGAUUUUGGCAUGACACUGAGUCUAAACUUGGAAUUGAUGUGUUUGGGUAUUUGCCAAUCUUUUUUGUGAAAUUGCCAUAUUUGCUUAAUUUUUGUUGCAGAAUUGGGGGGUGUUCAGAACCCCCCAAUUUCACCCUCAUUAAGCCUAGCUCUCAGUGGUGAUUAAACUUUAACUUCUCCCUGUAAUAUUCAUAUAUUAUCCAGGAAACAGGUAAUGAGAAUCAUCAAACUUAUUAGGUAGUGGUUAAUAUCAUGACCUAACACCAAAUUCUUGUAACUGAAUAAAUUCGAAAAAAAAUGUGUAGCAGAUGGAGAGGAGAAUUGACAAUUAGAUCUUAGAAGUUAUAGACUGAGUUAAUCAGGUGACUGGAUCAAGCGUGCCCCGAAUUAGAUCUGAGUCUUAUUUAAAUUAAAUGGGUUUGUGACAAUUAAGAGAUUGUAUAUGACAAAAGUGCUUUCAAGGAAGGGAUUGAUUCCUGGUGCCCAUUUCUGUCAAAUGUUUGUUUCAUUAUUGAAUCAGAUAAAGUGUCGGACAAGUACUCACUCUUACAUAAAAUGUUUAUUGUAGGCAAAUUGCUCUUGUAGAUGCUAAGCACAAGGAAGUAGUUACAGUAAACAAAACAUGAGCAAACUGCAUUAAUUUUAUAAAGUUACUGUAUAUGGCAGUGAUUCUGUCUACCCACCUUGAAAUUAGACUUGAAUUUGAAACAUGCUGGGAAAAAUUGAAAAACAAAACAGCAAAAAGUGAAAACCAGGGAAAGGGAAGGGAGUUAUUUUAUGUGCAUAGGAGUACUAAUAAUUUACAGUUUAAUUUUGUUGGAUUGGCAUCAUUUUGUAUGUCUAUAGCCACGACAAAUUUUGUGCACCUUUUUUAUUCAGUAAACAAGGGGAUCAUGCAAAAGGGUUGUUGCACAUAGUCAGUGAGUUGUGUGCGUGUGUUUUUUCAAAUUUCUUUAAGUGAGUUCCCCAACUUAUUCCGUGCAGGCAUAUACCUAUUAGUUGAAAGAUUGAUUACAACUUGAAGUUGAUAAAGAAAUUAUGCAGAGUAGAUAAGCUGUGAUAGCAAAUUUUGAGAAGUUUCAUAACAAUCCCAUCAGAGGAUGGAAGGUACCUGCAGAGGGAGGCUAUGGAAGUCUGCUAUAUACUGAGUUAAAAGAACCAGGCUCCAACAGACCUUUUUACAGUUCUCAGCGCCAUAUUGGACAUGCAGCCGCGCACAUGUGAGAACAAGGCUGGGGUUGACUCAUGUUAAAUCUCUGUGAGUACUUUUUGUGAAAUUUGUAAGUGGGCAGUAAAAUUGUUUGAUUUUUAAGCAAAAUGGAUGGUCCUAGCUGAAAUCUCGAUAAAGCUACUUUUUCUCCCAAAAAGAAUAGAAAGCAGUGUGCUGCUUUUGGUUGUUCAAAUACAUUUUAUGGCCCCAAUGGUUUGCCUACGAGCUCUCACUUCUUCAAGUUUAUGCACAGAGGCAUGUAUUUUUGCUUAGUAUUUAUCAUUCUAUACUUAUCUUAUUCUCUGUGAAUUAUGGAUGAGGGUAACUAUUGUUGCAAAAUUAGUACAAAUUUUUUAUAAGGUACCUGAAUUGCUUUAAGUUCAAUAGAGUUUUUUUUAUUCCGGCAGUAAGUCAAUAAGUUCAGUACUGCUCACCUGUUUACUAAAUGGCUUGCCUAAAACACUCCUAGCAGAGAACUCUUGGAAAGUAAUUGCUUUUAAUAAAAUAACCAAGAUGCUGUAUUUUCAGAGUUUUCACUUAUUAUGACAGAUCCAGAAAACUGACACAAAUUUGGUAGUAAUUGUGAUAAAAGCAGUUUUCAGUAGUUGUUGUUUUUGUUUUUUUAUGAUAGCAUAGUAAUCCACUAUGGAUGCCAUACGGAACUCUCAAAAAAUAUUUUGUGUGCUUUAUGUAUUAAUCAAUUUAAUGCUUCAAAUUGAAAAAAAGAAAAAGUGAGUUUCACUAACUAAAAGAAUUCUUGACACAAAGAUGAAUUAUGACACUUAAAUUUUAUUAUUCACAAAAUUGUCCUCAUAAUAAAAAGUUUGAUAGAAGUCUCGCAACCUAAUAAAUUACCACGAGUUGUGAAAUGAAAAUGGUUUUCAAUGUAUCACGAGCAUAAGUUGUUCUGGGCCUGGUGGGUUUCGAAAUAUUAUGACAUCUGUUAGUUGCAGUUUCCCUCAUGGGUUGAUACCCUUGCAAAAUGGCUUUUGGAAUUCCUAGGAAUAAAGGUGUGAAUUUUCACGGUAAAUUCGGAUUGGGAAUUCCUAGGAAUUCCCAACCAUAACAACUCUGGUUCUAAAAACCUAGAAAUUCCUAGAAAUUCCCAGAAAUUCCUAGAAAUUCCAAGUUUAUAGCCAACUGGACUUGGAAUUCCUAGGAAUUCCAACUCAGAGAACCAAUGACUUUCCCUGAAAAGCUGUAAAUCUAAAAAAUUCCUAGGAAUUUCUGGGAAUUUUUAGGAAUGUUUAAGAAUUACUGGGAAUUUUAAGCAAAAAUUUGAGGCUAAUGAUAUAAAAUGAAUACUUUAAAUUAAAAAAACCUAGCUAAAAUUCAAGUAUUCAAUGAAAUUUAUUUAGAAGCUUAAUUAAGGCUUACAUGUAAAAUAUUUUUGAUUAAUUAUUAACAUCAAUGUGUGGUAAUAUUGGAAUGGAAUUUGAUUUAUUUUUCUUUUCUUGAAAACUUCAUACGGAUAAUCCUCAAUUACAGCUAUUCAUAUAAAAUAGUUCUAAUCAAUCAUUAAAUUUGGUUUGACACAAAUUGUGAAUAAAAUCUUUUGAUUCUUUUCCAUAAAAUACAAUAUCUUAAAUUAUAUUUGAAAACCAAGCACUCUUGGGAGUGAAGGGGUUAAUUACAGACAAAUAAAAUAGAUUUUUUGAUUAAAAUCUUGUUGUAACUGUAACAAUAAAUUAGAAUGAAGUUAUCCUAAACUGCAAACUUAGCUGCUGUUUGUAUUUUUUUUCCUGGGCUCACAAUGAGUUGGCCUUGAAUGAGGUUGUCUACAAGAAGCUUGACCAUUUUGUAUCUGGAUUCCAUGACAUCUGAAUUUGAAAAAAAAAUAUAUAUUUAAAUAUGUAUAUUUAAAGCUCAGACCAGGCCUUUAAGAUGGCUAUGAGGAAAAGGGCAUUCAUUGGAUUCUCAAAUUGAGAAAUCUCUGUUAUGUUGAGUGACUUUUAUAUUGGAGUUAGUACAUCUCUCUCAUAGAUUUUACUAAAAAAGGGCUGAACACAUUAUUUGGUUUUUACCAAGGAGGGCUUCUUUAUGUAAUAAGGUUUGUUUAAUAACAGUUCCUAUUAUGAAUCUUGAAUGUUCCCAAACGUGACUAGAGGAAUCUUGAAACCUUACUGAUAGGUUUAUUUCAUUGUAAAGCAUAAGCUUAAGAAACUGCGGCAUGCAAGUGACCGAUUCGAUUCUCAGAAUUAUUCUAGUUUCAGUUGCGCCGAGCGUUAUGUAAGCUUAAUUCAACCCGCUACAUCUAUUCUUUUAUAAGAUUUUGAUCACGUAACGAAUAUCGCAAUUUUUACUCACCACAAACUUUCAAAAUCGUAGCUUUACAGAUGGCCACUCGACCCUUGUUUGUACCAGUCAAUAUGUCAACUGUUGUCCCUUCUUUUAACUCCACGGCGCCAACGACUUUCCUUUCUUUUACAACACUCACGCUGUUCUCGUUUUCCCAUUGAACCACAAUAAAAGCUAUCUUUAGAAAUGUUAUAUUAAGCAAAACAGUUGAGAAAAACGAUCAAUCGAUGAAAAGUACAUUCAAAGAUGAGCGCCAAAUGGAGUCUUCUUUGUUUCCGAUCACGGGCAUGAUCACGUGGAUCUUUUAGGACUUGUCAUUGGCUAGCAAAGUGAAUCCGCUGGCUUGCCGAUUGCAUUGUUGAGAGAAGCGCAUAACUUUAUUCUGACUUCUCCGACCGGUUCUCUGCUUCUAGACCAUGGAUACGUUGGUGAUAUAAAUAAUGAUGUGAGCUCACUCUAUGUAGAAAUAAUGGACAAGAAUCGAUCGUAUUACAAAUGCACGAUUUGUGGCCGAAAGUUGUCGAGGAAACAAAGACUCAAAACUCACUUGAGUUGUGUUCAUGGCAAAGGUGGGAAAUAACACAAGCCAAUCACAGUUUUGAAUGCGACUACAAAUCAUCUUUUACCCUCAUAUUUAUAAAAGAAGGAUACCACAUUAGGAAGUAUAAGAGGUACAUAGAUGAUCCCGGUGUACCAGUACCUAAAUCUACAAAGCUUGACCGUAGCAAGCGUUCAGCAACACGUUUCAACACCGCCAUCUCGAUUCCUCAGUCAGUCGUUUCCACUGAACUUAAAGCAGUAGUGACAACAGAGUAGAGUGCGUCUUACAAAGGAGAAACAUUUGUACAAGAGACAGAAGUAACUAUAUGCGAUUACAGAGGUGCGUUAAACUCUGGUCCACAAAUAGUUAUGCACUGUCCGAAGUAUAAAACAAUUUUGUUGAUAGCUGACAGACAGAGAAGAACAACAAGUAAACUUUAGAGCUGUUAUUAUUGAAGUGUGAAUUGCACUUUUCAUUUUUAUAUAAAGAAGGACUUGUAUUUUGCACCAAAAAUAAAAAGAUGUGAUAUUUUUUGGGAGAUCCAGUGAUUGGGACAUUUAAGAAAUUAAGUUAUGAAAGGAAACUUGGUUGGUACUUCUCACUACUAACAAGUCUUGUUGACAAAUAUUUUCAGAUCAGAGUUUCAAAUAAAGUAAAUUGAAGACGUCAUUUAAAAGGUGUUUUUUCUCAAUGGGAACAUUGCCAAAUGUUUGCAAAGUGUGUGGAUGAUCCACAAGUAUUGGAACUCUUACAAAAAUGUUUUGUAAGAAUAAAAACAGCAAAACAAAUUACAGCAAUUAGUCACGAAAACAGAGCAAAAACUGAAAAAAAAACAGCAACAAAAAUCAUGAAAAAAGAAAGAUUAAUUAGGUGUUGAAUUUGUUUGUCUAAGGCAUGAAAUUUCUACUAAAAAUAUUGUCAACAAAAAGUCUCUGACAGUGUUUGAGGCAACUGAGCUUGACUGUUCCAAGAUUUUCUAACAAAGGCAAUCAGUGAUGUAGGUUAGGGAAGUAACUUAUGAUCAUAACUAACAAAGUUCUUUAAGUGUAGAUAACAAAGUAAUUAUUGUUAAUUAUUGUGGAAGUUGUGUACCAAGGAACAGCUAAUGAAUGUUUGAUGAUUUUGGCACAUCAGUGAACAUGAGACAUUAAUUUGCAUCACAAUAAAAUAUUUUUUGAUCAUGGAAUCCAAGAGUCCUUUGAAGUUAGAAAGCAAAUCUGUGAUAUGAGUACAUUGGAUUAAUUGGCAAUUUCCAUUUAACAUAACUGACUGCUGGUUCAUGAGAAAAUCCAUAUUAAUGUAAAGAUUUACUAAAACUUAGUUUGAAUAAUAAAUUCCAUGAUCUUUAAGUUAUAAACAUAUACAUGUAUGUGUAUCUCUUGGUAAGUUUUGUAUAGCAUACCUUUUAUUGAGCUAAAGUUUAAAGCCUCUGAAAUUACUCCUUUUCUUAAAACCUUCCCCCUUUUCAGGUAUUGAGAAUUUCUUAGAAUUUAUGUGGACCUCAGGGUAUUUAAAUUGCCUCAAAUUCAAUUCCCAGAAAUUCCCAAGAGUUCCACACUUCUUAAAUUAUAGGUAGUUUGUAUAGCUGAGAAUUCCUAGGAAUUCCUAGGGAUUCCAAGUCCUCACAAAACUGGAGUCUUCCUUUCCCAGAAAUUCCCAGUAAUUCCAAGCUUUUUAAAUCAGAGUUAAUUUGCAUAGUUGGGAAUUGUUUAGAAUUCCUAGGAAUUCCUAGGAAUUUUCAGGAAUUCCUAGGAAUUCCCAGAAAACUGGGAAUUCAGUUUGCAAGGGUAGAAAGAAGGGUUAUAAUCAAGUGGUUCUACAGGCUCUAUUGUAUAGUUUCCCAUAAGAUACAAUGUACAAAUAGCAAACUAACAUACAUCUUGGUAAACAAAAUGGGAAUAACUUAAACUGAAGAAUAUGGUACAACAACAAGUACCACAUCAACAAUAGCAGCAAUAACAGAUCUCCUCUACCUAGAGGGCUACAGCUUUUGUCUCUCUUUCUAAGCCAUACUGAACAGCUUCUGUGGUACUUCCUGUAAUGCGUUCCUCUCAACACGAUGUGGCAAUAUUCUCGUGAAACAAUGGGGUACUCGUGAAGCUGAAUGAAAUUCAUCUUAGGUAAAUUACGGAGAUCACUUGAAACCAUCCAAGGGCUGAAAUCCUCACCAUAGUUGUUUCGUAUCUGAAGUUGCUCUGGUUUUGUUCUAGGUCCUGGACAUCUGUGAGAAGUUCUCUGUUUUUUCCACUACUCGAUGGAAGGACGUUUUAUGUCAGCAAAGCAUAAACUUUCGACACUAAGUCAGCUCUAAUUCUGCCCGUUGAUUUUGAAUUAGAUUUUAAAAUCUCCCUGAGAUCUUUUGCUUUGAGUUUCUGGAUGUCACCUAAUGACAAAAUUUCCAUAUUGUUGUAUUAAAGAACCAUUUUGAAGGGAGAAAUUGCAUUGAAAAGUGCAUUAGAAUGUGAAAUGUCAGCAGAUCAGCUGUUUGAAAGAACCGCCAGGUCAACUCCAGCCUCGUUAUUGUGUGUGCGCGGUUACUAAUCCAAUAUGGCACUGAGAACUGUAAAAAGGUCUAUUAUGAUUGAGUCAUUGUGUUGUGUUUUUGGCCAAGACACUAUUUACCUCUUACAUUGCAUAUUACUACUCAUGACUAUGACAAUUAUUAGUCUAGCAGACUGCCAGAGUAUCUGGUUGUAUUACUAGAGGAACCUGCAUGGAUCAAUCUCCUGUCCUGGAAGAAUUGUAGGAAUUAGUCACAGCUUGGUCAUGAAACUGUGAUAAGUAGCUUCAGCAUACUUUGCCCCAUUUAAACCUUGCUCAGUUUAACAUGCAUGUAUGUUAAUUUUUAUAUUCUUUCUUAUUGCAGAUGUACAAGGAAAGAGGGGAUACUCCAAUUUGGGGUGUUCCACUGGCUCUCAUAUUGUUAUCAUUUGCAUGGUGCCCAGAGAUCUUUAAGUAUGUAACUAAGGAAGUUAGAAACCCACCAAAUCCUAUUCUGAACGGGCUAACAACUAGUCAGCCAUCGCCAAAUGUUGAAUUAGCUGGGUUGUCUAUUCCUCAAGGUGAAACAAUACUUGGUGUGGCUACCCGCUCAAAAUCUGCACGUGGGAAGGCAGCGAUCAUCACCAGCCUGUGGAAGCUUUUUUUGAUUCCAUUUGUAGCAGCUUUGUAUUGUUAUAUAUUUAAUAGAGCAGACUUGAGAGAGUUACAGAAAGGGUUUGACAAUCUCAGUGUUGACACUGAUGGUUUUGUUCACUUUAUGGUGCAGAUAUGGACAAGCUUUCUUGGGUAUAUGCUGGGCAUCUUGGCUUGUGCGAUUUGCAUGCAACUUCUUGCUUUUGCAGUGCCAAUGAUACUUGCAACACCCAUUUCAGUUGGCCUGACUUUAAUCAGUAACACAUGGGCAGAGGACCAUAUAUUUUUCUUUAAGCAUGGUGAUCCAAGUGAUGUUUUGCUCUAUGUUAUAACUGGAUGUUUCCUGUUAGCACAGUUUUUUUCAGUUGGCUACUAUGUGCUAAAAAAACAAGAAGGUAUAAUGGCAAAGGAAUCAAGUUUGUUUUGGAUGCCAACAUAUAAUGGUAACGUAUAAUUUAUUUAACAACUGCAUAUUUUGGUAGUAACACCUAUAGUACAAUGGUGGAUGGAGAAUAAAGAUCUUGACCCUUAAACUCCCAAGAGCUGACUGUUAAUUCUCCACUCUAGCUGCUACAUAUUUCAUUGUAAAUUAGUUAUAAGAAUUCGGUGCUAGCUAGAUCAAGAUUAUAAUCUCUACUUGAUAACUUUGAGUACUGUAUUUCCAUGAAAAAGGGCCCACCUUCUAGGCCAUAAUGUUAAAAAGUGCCCCCCUCACUUUCUUAAAUAGUAGGGAUAUGAGGAAAACCUGUUUUUAUUGCCACAUUAUUUAUAACUUUUGAAGCUUCGACUACAACAAAAUCAGUACAGGAGAAUAGUAAGCACCCCCCUUCCAUUAAGUGCCUCUUCUUUUAGGGUGAUGUUUUAAAUAUUCCUCAUUACCAGUUUUGAUAUUAUAGGGAGAAUUUACAUGUUAAUUACCUGUGUGAGCUAGAAGGUUAAUUUAUUUCUUACACAAUAAUAUAUUGGUAUGAAACAUUCUUUUGUAGGAUUGUUUCUGGAGCAACAUCUUUUGUUGAAUCGAAGAAAUGAGAUCACAGAUGACUAUCAUGUCAAACUUGGUGAACUGGUGAAGAAUACUUGUGUGUACAUUUGCACCACCAUGUACCAUGAAAAUGAACAAGAAAUGGAACAACUGCUUAAUUCGCUGCAUGACAUUGACUGUGCAAGGGAAAAAUCAAGGCGGCAAAUAGAGUCGCAUAUAUUCUUUGAUGGAGCAAUCAAAGGAGAUGUCUUGAAUAACUAUGUUUUGCAGUUAAUUUCACUGAUUCCAAGAGCACUGAAAGUUUCCAUUGAUGUGUGUAUGAAGCUGAAGACACCAUAUGGGAUGCAGAUGCGUUGGAGGCUACCUGGUGGAAUGUAUUUUCACAUCCAUUUAAAGGAUAAUUUAAGGGUAAGACUGUGUAUUUAUUCUCACAUGAGAAUUUUGCAAUAUUCUCAGGCUAUUUAGGGGCCAGUAAUUAUUUUAUAAAUAAGUUUUCAGGGAGAAUGCAGGGCGCAUCAUUCAUCACUAAUGUAGUUUAUAUAAUAAGCUCAGUUAUGCAUGCGUUCUGAUUGAUUUUCACUUAUUCAUUGGCUGGUAUUGUUAAGUCAUUUAAUGGUUAAACACUAACAAGUCUUACAGGCAAUUCAAUUGGGGGAAAUUGACAUAUCAGUUUUCAUGAUCCUGGCUCUUAGUGUGGAACCCAACAAAUGCCCAACAAAUGUGGCACAAUAAAUUACAUUCCUUGAUUAAAGCCUUGCAUAUUUCCAGUUUGCUCCCUUUGCCUAGGGCUUCAAAUCGUGCAUGCUUUGCUGCUUGUGUGGCAAAUCAAUGAGAGGCUAGUGAUCAAUAUUGUUACUUAUUUGUCCUGGUUGUUACUUGUUCAGAACUUUUACACUUUUGAAAUAACACAAUGAAUCAUAAUAUUCCUUAAGGUAAAGAACAAGAAACGGUGGAGUCAAGUCAUGUACAUGUCAUAUGUGUUAGACUUUAAAGAAAAGCUAAUGGAAGGUAAUUUAUUUGUCUCUGAAUCUUACUAACCUGAGCAAUAAUUAAGCUUUAAUGACUUUGUUGUAAGAAUUGAACUGCUUUUGUGUCAAUUACGAUAGAUUUUGCACUUGUACAGUACACUCAUGGAAACAAGAUGACGCAUUUACAUGCUCAUUGUGAUAUUCUGUUUAUGUUUAAUCGAUGUAUAACGCAAACAAAAUUGGGCUUACAAUGCAUUGCACUGCAGUGUAUACAUGUAAGAUUUGUGAAGUUUCCUCUUUGGUUAGAUUUUAUAAGAACUAAUAAAGAUGCUGUAAUUUAUAUACAAGGGUCAUACAGACAAAGAGUGGAAAAUUAUAGGCAAAUUUUCAAGGCUUAGAAAAAAGAUUGAAAAUGUCUGUAAAGUAAAGUGUUAAAAUUAGAAAAAGUUUGGCUUUGGUUUUCAAGCUGCAAACGUAUCAUUGCUUUAUUGCUGGGUGAGAUCUUUGUACUAAGUUGAAUGUAAAAUUUAAUUUCUUCAAUUAACAAAAGAACCUUUGUCCUCACUCAAUCCGGAAAUUUAAAAUUGUUUGGGCAAAAUAAUCCCCCAACGACCGUAGCUUGGUUAUGCCAUGGGGAGUAAUUGGCUUCUUUAGCUCUUCUCUCCAAAUCCCUCUCAUCUUUUUCAUGGAAACUUUGUGGAAGGCCUUAAGGCUCACGCGUACCUGCCUGUGUAUUGAGUCAAUGUAAAAGCUGUUGACACUCUUUUUUUGUUUUACAGUGACAGAUGAAAACACCUACAUACUAACCACGGAUGCUGACGUCAGGUUUACUCAUGAAUCAGUAGAAGCGCUUCUUGAUCUUAUGAUGAGAGAUCCCAAUGUGGGCGCUGUUUGUGGGAGAACUCAUCCCUUGGGUGUUGGACCGAUUGUUUGGUACCAGAUCUUUGAUUACGCAAUUGGACACUGGUUCCAAAAGGUAUAACCCUGUUUAUAUAUACCUUUGCUAUAAUUUCAAAACGAGGUUAGGGGCAUUUGGUUUCAAAGGUACUGGGGAUGAACGAUGUCCAGUUUACAGUGGUGGCGUCUUAAUCGGGCGAGUCAACGUUACAAGCUCGCGAUCGUCAUUUAACUGGCUAUGUUUGAUUUUGAGCCAGAAUGGACGUUAGAGGGAAGGGGCAGGGAUAGGCGAUGAAUGAAUGGAGUAAUUGCUAUUUCCCCACCCCUCCCCUAUCCUUCCUUUUGACUGUCGCUCACCCCUUGAUACAAAUUUCUUUCUCUCUCCAGCCUUCCACUGCUGUUAAAAUCAAAGAUGGCAGCUAUAUGUAUAAUUUUCAAUAAGAAAGAUUCUGAGCACUCGCUCGCCAAAAUUACGCCUUUCCUGGAGGCUAGCAAUGUCAAAAUUUUCCUUUGUAGAGGUAGAUCUAGAGUAAGAAUUAUGAUAAAUUUUGAGUUCAGUCAACGUGUGAAGUUGAUCAGCAUGCUGAUGUACAUGUAUGGCAUGAGUAUCGGACAAAGUUAAAACAAAAAAAGAAACCUGGGUUUCAUUUGAGUGUUUACCAGAUGUUCUCCCAUUACAUAGGUGGCUAACCAUGUUCUUGGAUCCGUUCUGUGCUCACCGGGUUGUUUCAGUGUUUACAGAGCCGCUGCAAUCAGGGACGUGCUGUCCAUAUACUCCUCCAAAGUUGACACGUCAUUCGAUUUCCUCACCAAAGACAUGGGUAAGCUUUUGUGAACACGGAAGUACCUUUAUAUGAUCGUAUGCUCUAAUAGUCCGAGUGAGAGUAGUCCUGAGAAGAACUGUUGUCGGUACCGGUAGUAGUGACUGACGUUUCGACAACCUGAGUAUCAUCAGAGUCAAGGGUACUUUUAGUUCCAGCUCUUAGCCACCUCAGGCAUUGCAAAAAAAUUCUGAUCCUUCUGAUCCUUUCCUGUGCAUUCGUUGUCAGCAAAUACAACUAGUACUGGUAUUUAGAUGGUAGAAUCCUGACCCUUGGAAAAGACUCCAAAAUACCAACCCAAAAAAAAAAAAAUUCAAGACCGAUAAAAAGGUAUUGAAAGUAUUGGAAAGUUUUUAAACAAGGCGCAAUAAACUCACUCAAGAGCUACAACUGAACCCUGAACUAUGUAAUCGGUGUAAUCAUCCCAUUUUAAAUUUGCUUUCACGUCUACAGGUGAGGAUCGAUGGCUGUGUACUCUGAUGGUUCAGUCGGGCUGGCGUUUAGACUAUUGUGCUGCAGCUGAAGAUAGUACCUUCUGCCCAGACAACUUUGACGAAUUCUUCAAACAGAGGCGACGAUGGAUUCCCUCCACCUUAGCUAAUCUGGCCCUUGUUAUCAGUCAGUGGAAACUAACUGUAACCAACAACUAUAUUUCAUUUGCGUUUAUUCUUUACCAGGCGUUGAUGGUCUUCUCAACAGUUAUCAGGUUUGCUGGAAAUCAGAGAUGUUAAGGCAAAGAUGUCUUUUAGCCAGGGAGGGACUAUCAAGUUGACUAACAAAAAGGCUUCUCUUGAAGGCCUAGCCAAACGCACGCAAUACUCUAAUGCAACUUCUUACAAAAACGUGUAUGAUCGUACUGUGUAGCAGCUGACCAAACGCGCACAACUUCUUGAAACAUCCAACAAUGCUACAACAAAAGAAAACCGUUUUCUAUCUCGAUUCGACACCAUUCAACAUCUUACAACAUGUUGCUAUAGGCUGGCCAAAGGUAUUUAACACGUUGUGUGCAACAAUUCUGCAAAAUGUCGCGUUUAGCCGGGCGUUGAGACAGUGGACUGAGAAAUAAUUUUAUAGAUGAUAAGCCCCUGAACCAAGGUGAUACCCAUCUUUGUACUUGCCAUAAUGACAGUGUUUAACCGGAUAUUAGAGUGAAAAUCAAGAUUAUGUGUAACAUUAGACUACGAGUAGUCCCUUGUUUUUGGCGAAGUUUGUCGCGAGAUUAAACAAAAAAUAAGUGAUUGAAAUUGAUGUUAGCGCACCUCCUACCUCUUGUGGAAAAGUAGGCUCACUCUUGGAGUUCUGUGUGACGCGCUAACUUUUUUCACUUUUUUUUUUUGACUCGCGCGACGGAUUUGGUUGAAAAGGAAGGACUGCUCGUAGUGUAGUGAAACGUGGAGGAACAUUUGACCACUUUUAACCUCCCUGGCCAAAAAAACAUCUGUGCCUCAUCGCUCUUCGUCAACGUAUGAACGUAUUUUGAUGGUAGUUGUUUAGGGUUGUUUUUUCUUCAUUUCCAGUCCAGAUGUUGUGUUAGUUCGUACUAAAGAGACAUUUUUUCAUACAGUCCUUCGACGGUUAUUCUGAUCAUGAUGUCAGGGCUGCAGUAUGCAGAAUUUCCAAUUUCAAACCAAACUGCACUACUCGUUCUCUUGAUACUUACCUCAGUUGGUUAUGGUUUGAUUUGCCUCUACACCUCGCAAGACUUCCAGCUGAAAACUGCAUUUAUUUUGACAAUUGUGUUCGCCUUGCUCAUGGCUUAUGUGACCGUGGGCGUGGCCGCACAAGUUGGUGAUGACCUUUACAAACGUUCACAUCCGCCUACUCCAACUCCAACUUCAACUACUUCCCCAGUGACUCAACCAGCAAGAUCCACAGUUCCGUCUAAGAAGUCAACCACCGCUUCUCUUUUCCGCUCCCCACUCUCCGCUGAUGCAUGGCAGGACCCUCUUACUCCAAAUCCAAGGCUUGCUGGGAUGCUUACAAAUGCUACCACAUCAACUAACCCUACCACUGAGGUGCCUGGAUCCUUCGAGCUUCCCGUUGACGUAAGCACUCUGUAUCUGGCUGGCUUAAUUGGAAUAUUCAUAUUAGCUGCCUUGCUGCAUCUUACAGAAGCGUAUUGUCUGGUUCAUGGCUUGUGGUAUUUGCUCUGCCUUCCGUCCGGGUAUCUGCUGCUUAUCAUUUACUCUAUUUGUAACCUCACAGAUCGAUCUUGGGGUAUGUGAAAUCUUCAUUUCUUAGCGUAGUCGAGCUAUUUUUGAUCAAGUGUCAUUAAACCCAAACCAAAGUAAUUACAGUAACUAAUCAGAACGUAGGAAAAGGAGAGAACUCAACGUGAAAACAAGCAAAUUGCCUGAAGCUCGCGAAGACGCAAGUGGCUGAAGUGAGAUUGGUUUUAGUUUUGAAUCUGAUUGGUUGUGGAAGUGGCGCGAGACGUAUGGACCAAUCACUGAGCAAAGAAAGAGAAAAGAAAGAAAAGCUAAACCAGGCCCACCCAAGAUUAUAAUCCACACAAUCCACACUCAACUGAAAAGUUGCAUGCAUGCCGCUUGGCACUCGAGAGCAUACAAACCCUGGGCUAGGGUAUGUAUACUCUUUAGUUCCAUAUGCGGGAAAGCUUGUCUUAGUUUGCUACAGAAUGAGUGCACUGAAACUUGCGAAUAUUGCAACGCUUUCUCAGCUAAAUGUUUUCUCCGCGUUCUUUGUGACAUUUUUGGUGCAUUUUAGGUUACAUAUCGUUUGACCUGGACCUGCAUUCUUCUCCCUCGUCGUACUUUGUGUAAGCAGUAGACUAAACUUCGAAUUAUCUCGUUUAUUUUAUGAAAUCCUAUCACAUUUUUCCGCCCAGUUUUGUUUCGUCUAAAGUCAUGAUCUCCUUAUAAACCCAUAUCUUUUUGCUUAGGGUUACGAGUAAUGACGAAAACAAUUUAUUACUUUUGUGGGCAUUGGGCUUUGUUUUAGGAUGGUGUACGAUUUUGAUAUUGGUAUGCAAGAGUCUCUUUUUCAAUACGGUCACUUUUCCCAGGUACAAGAGAAGAGAAAAGCAAAAAGGUGGACGAUGUUCCUUGGUAUGAGAAGUUGUGGGCAAAGAUCAGAUCCAUUUGCACAUGUUGCGGACCACAACCAGCGCCGCAGCCUGCUGUCACUGACAGGGUAGAUGGGCCUCCAACAGAAUCAGAAACUGCAACUUCUCCAGAGGUCAGUGCCCCUUAAAUCGCACAGCUGUCACUGGGAAAGUGUUGAUAUGCCCUUCUCCCUCCCUCACAAACGUUUGAUAUUAUUGUAUUGUCCCUCCCAACCCCUUCUCUUGCCUCCUCAUUUUUACCUCAUGGUAUGACGUCAGUCAUACUUUGAGGUUUGCAUGCAUUUAACCUUGGAUUAGCGUGUUAUUCCCUGCCUCCCCUACUAGGUUUGCUUCUGUCCCCAAAGUCGUGCUAUUGUGUUCUGCUCAAAUUCCUUGGGGGUGCAAGAGUCCAUGUAGUUAUUAACAUAAUUUAAAAUGGCAUCUGUCAUUGGGCCAUAGGCUAAAAGGAUUUAUUUGGUUUUGUCUUCUUUUUAUGCUCUAUCCCUGAUCAAAUUACACCCUUUUAGGCCUCACUAGAAAAGACGCAAUGCGCGGAAGAAUGCUCAAAUGGAAAGAAACAGGCUUCAAAGUUUAAAAGUUGACGAUGACAACGGUUCCGACGAUAGAUAUGGGAAUAUUUUGUUGCGGCGCGUAAGCGAUUUUAAUUCUUGUCUUCAAAUUGAUGUUCGCGUAUCCAUUUGGCUGCCAUUUGGCCACAUUUUACACGUAUUUGGCAGCUGAUUUACCAUGUUUUUGAGGUUUCAAUGAUUUAAUUGAAUUUGUCCUUUCUAUUUGUUACGCAAGUGCCUUGUGAGUUACAGUCGAACCUGUAUUGAGCGGCACCGUUUUAAACGGUCACCUGUAUUAAAAGUGGUCGGUAUAUAUCUAUCUUGCUUGUUCGGGUAGCCAAUCGGAACACAGGAAUCACUUCGUAUUGCUCAGGGGCGCUUCCAGCGAUACGAUAACACAGCAUAAUGACCCAGUCAGAUCUCGAAUCCGGACCAUUUGACCAAGAGUCCUGCUGUGCUAAUCGUUGAGUGACCAUUCCAUCCUUCUCUUCUCUAGCAACCACAACAUAGGGCAUUUCGAAACUUUAUUUUUCAAAGCUGUCUCAUCUAAACGCGCCAGUCUUGUCUUCAAUAGCCAGUAUUGAAAUUGACCCAAUUCCGCCCUAUUAUAAUUGUUUCAACCGACUAAUUCUCGGAUACUAGUGGAACAAAAGAAUUUGCUCGACUUGUUUUGCAAUUUCCACUUAAUCUCAGGAGACUUCAGAUUCGGACAGUGGCUUGCAAGGUUCUGGAGACAAUGCCGCUGCCCCAUCCGUUCAGGAAGUUUCUGACAACGGGUCAGAUGGUGCAUCAGCUUCCUCUUUAGUACACGGUAAACAUGUGGAUGAACUGCCUCCGAGGUCAGCCAUGAAGCAGCCGAUAGUGCGUCGGACUUCAACACCUCGCGGUAAGUGCACUCUUGAAUGCACACUUCAAUCUUUGUAGUAAUGCUCUUAGGGUUGUUCUCUAACAGUUGACCGAUGAUUUCUAUUUUAUGCUUGUAUCAUUCUAGUGACUUAUACCAUCACUGUACCAGUCUGAAUCACGUUAAGGAGGGAUGCUAUAAACUGCGAGGUCUUAAUCAUUUUAGUCAAUCAUAUUCUUAAAUUUGGUCGUCCGUAGUCUGUCGCAUGUAGUUCUGGAACGCGACAUUUUGGGAAUUGGCAAUGAAUCGCCACUAUUCCCACCUGGAAUUUUAAAGGAACAUUGUAAAUUAAAUUACCGAUAUUCUCGUGUACUAGUUAACUUGGAGGUGUUUAAGUAGUUUUUACUCGAAAUAAGCUUUUGUUGUAGGCCACUUGGCUGCUCAUUUAUCAAGUUUGUUCUUGCUAAUUUAAAUUGGAAGUGAAGUCUUUUAGAAGGGAAAUUUGCUCUGAUCCAUCCAACCAUUUGCAUCGCAAACUUUUGGUCUCUAACAGUAAACUUCAGGAUCUUAGGAAAGCCAUGUUGUGUGUGUGUUAUUUACCUAUGAUACUUUCUAUAAGAUGGCCUAAAAGAGGACAGCGGUCGCCUAGGGAAAUGGCGCUAUCCGGGUGACAAAAAAGUCACAUUCGCUGCCAAGCUUCCACGGAUGCACCCUGAGACUCUUGUGGAGGACUGGCUUCAAAAAGAAUUUCAGGUAAGCUUGAUUUGUGCUCCUAUUUUGUAUUUCGAUAAAGUAUUGUAAUACCUAAAGCAAAGUUUUCUAAAUGGGUAAUGAGAUGGAAGGAAAAAACUUACGGGGGCUGUCCCCGUAGGUCAGUGGGCGGAUAUCAUCAUCCAAUGAAUAAAUCGCUAGUCAGCGGAUAAGUAUAAACAAAACGUACUGCGCUAUCCAUCUGGUAGAGAUCUGGAACCAGGAGCCAAGUGAAGCUAAAUUUUAAAGCAAAUAAACUAAUUUAAGGUCUGAAAAUUUUGAGUGGUCAAGACAUAGUUGCAUCCAACUGUAUGAAAACGUGCAGAGGUUUUCUAAACCAGUCAUAAAGUGAAAGAAAGAGAAACCAAUUAAAUCAAGGAUAAUAUUCUAAACGUAUCUUUUCUUGUAUAUUUAGUUGAUGUGCACAUGAGCCUGAUGAGAUCAUGGACAGGUUUUCUUUCUCUUUCAUUUUUCUUACAAGGAUGUUAGUCCUUGUGACUGUCUUUUACUAUUGGUUUGAACGAGUGGUUAACAGCGUAAUAGUCCUCGUCUAACGAAGGUGCUAAAUACUGUAUUCAAAGACGAGUGUAUUGUUUCGCUAAUCGGUGGAAAAAGGUAGAGAAACGAGAUUUUUCCCUCUCCUUCCGUUAUUUUUUUGCCUUUUGCUGACGAGUUUCAAAUACAGUUCAAAACAAAUGCGGUUUUACUCCCGCUUUUUGUUACAAAGCACUUUUAUUGUUGCACUGUCUCUUGCAGAUUUACGUCCAAAACUUCAGAGACGGUGGUUAUGACAGCGUUAGUUUCAUCGUUGGUAUGACUGACAAGGUGAGUACCGGAUGUCACAUAUACACUGUAGCUCCUCAUCAGUUUAUUGUGUUGCACUCUGGUUGUUCACAAGUGUAAUUAUUAAAAUGAAACAUUAUUUGUGUGUGAAUGAUGGCAGCGUUUUCGAUAAAGUGAGCGAGCUGCUUAUCAAUUUUUGCGAGUCGUGGUCACGUAGCCUUUAAGUAGGUCAAGUAUUCUAAAACGUUAUUUUUUAUACCAGAUACGUGCCUCCUUAUUUUGAGAUCUGGCUUGCUACUUGGUUGAUUUCGGGAGCGAGUCGCAUUCUCACCAAGAUGUUGAGAAUUAUUUUGUUUUACUUCUUUGUUCCGAACAGCAUUUGAAAGCCAUCGGAAUUGAGAAACGUGGUCACCGGAAGAGGUUGUUGAUGGAAAUUGAAAAACUACCCCAAAUGGAUAUUCCUCAAGAAGUUCCGGUAAUUAUUAAUUCAAUCACGCCAGCUUUGUCUCUGACAACCGAAUGAACUGAAUGGCAUGUCAACUACGUACACCACCCCACCUAGAAUCCAUUUUGGUCCCUCGAUUACUGCAUGUUUAUCAAAUCUUUGCAUGUUUAUCAAAUCUUUGCAUGUAUUUGUAUGUCAGUCCCGUUCGUAUCAUUAAUCCACAAAAUUAGUUUAACCUAGAUACGAAAAGUUUGCAACGCGCUCUGCACAAGGCAGUUGUUACAGUUUCACUCAGGUCUGAGUGGACAAGAAGUUUUUGGCUGUAUUUUGUCCGAGGCUCAGACAUCAAAUAUUGUUUGGCUUCUCUUUAAUGAGAACUUUAUUUUCAGGAAAAUGUCGAGGACUGGUUAACUGACCUAGGACUUGAUGAAUACUGGACUAACUUUACUCAGAGUGGCUACACGGAACCUAGAAUGUUAGAAGAUCUAAAAAUUAUGAACAAGGAAACGCUUAAAGAGACCUUCGGAAUCAACAAACCGGGCCAUCUUGAUAAGCUCUACAAGGCGAUCCAGAAAGUCCAGUACCCGAGUGAAGGUAAAUUCUGCCAAUCAGUGCCGUAGAAAGGACAGUACUUUUCGAUCGAGUAUCGUAAACCCACAACCAAAGUUAUCACAAAAAUUAAUCAGAAGAAAGGAUAAAACCUUAAAGAGUCCAUGAGAACUCAAAGUAAAACCAAGCAAACUGCCCAAAGCCCAGUGUUGCCUCUGAUCAGUUGAGAGAGUGGAGCGAGUCUCCUUGACCAAUCACAGCGCGGAGGAGAGUGGAGCGAGUCUCCUUGACGAAUCACAGCGCGGAGGAGAGUGGAGCGAGUCUCCUUGACGAAUCACAGCGCGGAGGAGAGUGGAGCGAGUCUCCUUGACGAAUCACAGCGCGGAGGAGAGUGGAGCGAGUCUCCUUGACGAAUCAUAGCGCGGAGUAAAGCUAAAUAGACAAGUGAUUUGACAUAAUAUGACAAUAGACAAGUGAUUUGACACAAUAUGACAAUAGACAAGUGAUUUGCUCAAAAUGCACGAAAACGCUAGUGACCAAACCGUGAAUUGCCUCUAAAGUUACGUCUGACUGUUUGUGCGGGUUUUGCGAGUUUUCCAGGCCAGUCACAGAGUGAAGCAACGCAAAACCAAUGCAAUUUUUUUUUCUUUUUUUAUAUCUCCUUCUUUUUAGGAGAGCAUUUUUUUUUGGGGGGGGGGGUAAAGAGGUAUGAUGGGGGAAUUUUCAAGAAAAUGAGUUAGUGGGAAAUAAAACAAGAGUGGUAGAGAAAGCUCUCUGUAAUUUCUCGUUGAGAUUUUUUCAAGUAGAUAAGUGAUGAGGCGAAAGAAAAAAGUUAAGAACGCUAUUUUAUUUAACACCAAUUUCUCAGAGCUUAAGUUUAAAAGAUAUGUUUUAUAGAUCGUGAGGAGAGUUUAUUUUGAGAUCUUAGGGGUGAAAGGGCUCAAGAGAGUUCGUUUUCUUCUACAGCUCAGAGACGAAUUCGUUUAACUCGUGAAGAAACAAACAAGUUGCAUGUCAUGGAUUUAAAAGUGGACAAUCAGGAUGGUGGACAUGAAUUCUUUUUUUGGGAAGGUAAGGUAGAUACUGCUCCAUUCCUGUGAUGUGCUUUAUAUUUUGUGAUAUGUUAAUCUAAAUUAUGAUCCUUCAAAAAGUUUUGCCCGCGUGCGAUUGGUCUAAACGCAUCUAAACGCAUCACGUGACCUUACGGCUACUACGAUAAGUCUUUGUUUAAAAUUUAAUUCAAGAUGAGAAAACUUUUUUUCACUCUGGGAAUUCUGAACUUCCACAACCGUUUGAGAUGUCGAUGAAACAAUUUCACGUGAUCGUAGUGUGCACUUCGCUUUUUCUUAACUUUGAAAGGGGGAGCGGGUUUUCCUUAAAGUAUCAUGUAUUACGCAUUUCGUAACGAAACUUUCCUAAGGUUCAGGUAGGGUCAUACAUAUACCUUCAUGACAUCUCUGCUGGAAAGAUGUUGUUUGUAGGGAAAUUAAGGGAGACAUCAGUGGCAACAUGGAAAUUUCGUUCUAAUUUUCCUCUCUUUCUUCCAAUCCUUAUAUUAAACAAGUGGAAAAAAUUAAGUCUUUUUCACGUUAAAUGUCAAUAAUUUAACUUACCUGUUCAAACGGAUUGAUCGACAGGUCUGCGCCAACUUUGUCUCUUACCUGAAUCAGCAGUUUUUGGGGCCGUCGAGGAACUCAAAGAGAAGCUUGAAGAUCUCCGUAAUUACACUCUGAUGGUUUUUUUCAUCGCAAACAUAAUUUGGAUUAUUUUGAUCAUUACUCUAAUGAGACAGACUAGACUGCAGGUCUUGGGAACCAACGUGCUGGGUCUUGCGUUUCUCUGUAUUUACGGGUUAAUUAUCGUGAUUCAGUUCCUAACCCUACUUUGGCACCGAGUCGAGACGUUUUUCCAUGUGAUUGCGCGCACACCGUGGAGGCGUGGUCAGCUGCAUAUGUCGUGGGCAUUUGAUGAUGAGAAUCUGCCACCUCCUCCCACUGACAGUGACUUGGAUCAAGUUCGUAGACAUGCGCGAAGACCUCGCAGACGUCGCAGCCGUCGGUCUCCUAACCAGACAAGUGUAUCAACUGAUGAAAGAGAGAGCCUCCUGUCAGAUGGUAGACCGCCUUCGAGUUACGGCUCGAGGGAACGAGAUAUACCCCACCUGGUUUAG